UUGUCGGAGAUGCUCUAAUCGGAAAGUAGGCGGCAAGACUAAAGAAACCGAAGAUGGAGAUUGUCCUCUGUUAGCUUAUUCCAAUCGAUGUAUAGUUCAAAACCUUUAGAAAUGCAGUUUGAUGAGAUCAAGAAAUUCCGCCGUGAUCAUGGGGGAUUUCGUGAAAGAAAUCCUCGUGAAGCCGAUACAGUACGCGGACGAGGUUGUAAAGUUGGCGGACGGCGCCAUUUCUUUCCGCCAAGAUUGCCUGGAAGUCAAGACCAAGAGUGAGAAGCUCGUGGGCCUCCUCCGCCAGGCCGCGCGAGCUAGCGGAGAUCUCUAUGAGCGGCCCACGCGACGAAUCAUUGACGACACGGAGCAAGUUCUCGACAAGGCCUUGACGCUCGUGCUCAAGUGCCGCGCCAAUGGCAUCGCCCGCAUUUUCACCAUAAUCCCAGCAGGGGCCUUCAGGAAAAUCACCCAACAGCUUGAGAAUUCUAUUGGAGACGUUUCGUGGCUCCUUCGUGUGUCGACCCCUGCGGAUGAUCGUGACGACGAGUAUCUGGGACUGCCUCCAAUCGCGGCAAACGAGCCGAUUCUAUGCUUGAUAUGGGAACAGAUUGCGAUCUUGUGCUCGGGUACGAUAGAGGACCGGACGGAUGCUGCUGCUUCGCUUGUGUCGUUGGCACGGGACAACGAUCGAUAUGGGAAGUUGAUAAUUGAGGAAGGAGGGGUUGGGCCAUUGUUGAAGUUGGCCAAGGAAGGGAGAAUGGAAGGGCAGGAGAGUGCUGCCAGGGCAAUUGGGCUGCUUGGGAGGGAUCCGGACAGCGUCGAACAGAUUGUGAAUGCAGGUGUCUGCCAGGUGUUUGCGAAAAUCCUCAAAGAAGGGCACAUGAAGGUUCAGGUUGUGGUUGCUUGGGCCGUCUCGGAAUUGGCUGCUCAUCAUCGCAAGUGCCAAGAUCAUUUUGCUCAAAGCAACGUUAUUCAGUUGCUGGUUAGUCAUCUUGCUUUCGAGACCAUUCAAGAGCAUAGUAAGUAUGCUAUACCCACUAAACAAGCCAUGUCGAUUCACUCAGUUGUGAUGGCUAAUACCCAGAAGAAUGACAUGGACGUUACUGAUGCUAACUAUAGGACUAACGAACAAGAUGAUGAGUGUAAGAGUAAAAUUCAGCGUCCAAUGGGGAUGUCAACGAAUAGCCAAAUGCACAAUCUGGUGACAAAUACUAUGGCAGUGAAAACGCCAACGGUGCCCUCUAACGAGCAAGGCGAGGGACAGCCUCAAGCCAACAAUUAUGAGGCCACUCAGCAGAACAUGAGAACUAAUCAAAACCGCAAAAAAAAAAGUCGCCACCACCGCCAACAUCAUAGGCCACAUACUGCCAUUAGUGGAGACAGCAUUAAGGGUAGGGAAUUUGAAGAUCCUGCUACUAAGGCAGAAAUGAAAUCCAUGGCUGCCAGAGCACUUCGAUAUCUCUGUGCAGGAAAUGUUACAAUUUGUAGGAGCAUAACAGAAUCUAGAGCCCUUUUAUGCUUUUCUGUGUUGAUUGACAAAGGUCCCGAAGAAGUUCAAUACAAUUCAGCCAUGGCGUUAAUGGAGAUCACGGCUGUGGCUGAGCAAGACGAAACGUUGAGGCGUUUGGCUUUUAAGCCUACUGCACCAGCUUGCAAAGCUGUAGUGGACCAGUUUCUCACAAUUGUACAGAAAGCAGAAUCAGAAUUACUCAUUCCUAGCAUUAGGUCUAUUGGGAACUUGGCAAGAACUUUCCGUGCAAGUGAGACACGAUUUAUUGGCCCAUUGGUAAGGUUGCUUGACGACCGGGAACCAGAAGUUACUAGUGAGGCAGCUGUAGCACUCAACAAAUUUGCCGGACCCAAUAAUUUUCUCAAUGUCAAUCACUGCAAAUCCAUAAUCUCUGAAGGAGGUAUUAAGCACCUCAUACCGUUAGUUUAUUUUGGCGAGCAAAUGGUACAGUUUCCCUCCUUUAUAUUACUAUGUUAUCUUGCGAUGCAUGUCCCCGAUAGUGAGGAAUUAGCUAAGGAAGACGUGCUCAUUGUGUUGGAAUGGGCCACGAAGCAGGCAACUUUAAUGCAGGAUAAAGAACUUGAAACCUUAGCUUAUGAAGGGAAAAAGAGAUUGGAACUCUACCAAUCCAGGGCCUCAAAAGGAUACCAUUGAUUUUUUUAUGUAUAGUAUUUCUUGGUACAUCAUAGAAAUAUUUAGGCCUCUUGAAGAAUUACAUUUUAACCAAUACUUAUGUAGGGUAGAUAGCAUUAGUUUCAUCAAGAGUGUAGUGUAGGAUUAGCAUUCUUGUAACAUACUAUGCUACAAUGCUUAUCUGAAAAUUACAAGU
Sesamum indicum (sesame) is the source of this 2330-nucleotide messenger RNA. RefSeq lists its product as uncharacterized. Gene Ontology annotation, biological process: cell surface receptor signaling pathway. The record is from RefSeq and is a predicted model, not a curated record. Lineage: Eukaryota; Viridiplantae; Streptophyta; Magnoliopsida; Lamiales; Pedaliaceae. Gene Ontology annotation, molecular function: protein binding.